Molecule: messenger RNA, 1409 nt
Organism: Triticum aestivum (bread wheat)
Lineage: Eukaryota; Viridiplantae; Streptophyta; Magnoliopsida; Poales; Poaceae
Product: iron-sulfur protein NUBPL
Exons: 8
Coding region: 253-1131 (292 amino acids)
Biological process (GO): mitochondrial respiratory chain complex I assembly; iron-sulfur cluster assembly
Cellular component (GO): mitochondrion
Molecular function (GO): 4 iron, 4 sulfur cluster binding; ATP-dependent FeS chaperone activity; ATP binding
Source: RefSeq, a predicted model, not a curated record
CCAACCAACGAAACAGCCUUCCCGUCACAGACGCCGCCGCCUCCUGGAGACCUGGAAGGUCGCCGCCGUCGACUUCCACCGGAUCCCUUCUGGUGCCGCCGCUCCUGCAGGACUCGUCGUCCCACCGCAACCUAGCGAAUCCGCGACCUCUCCCGCCCACCACCAGUCUUCCCCUGCCUCCGCCCACCACACCGUCCCAGUCACAGAGAAGGGAAAAGAAGAACCUCUUUCCGGCAGGGCUGUUUCUUCCCGAUGCUCCGGAUUGCCUCUCGCUCGGGUUUGCUUGGUGGCAGGAGAUGCUACAGCGCCGCCGCGAAGGGCGGCCUCUCAAUCAGUGGCGUAAGUGACAUCAUUGCUGUCGCUUCAGGGAAAGGCGGCGUCGGCAAGUCCACCACUGCAGUUAACAUUGCUGUAGCACUUGCGAAGGAGUUUAAGCUCAAGGUUGGUUUGCUAGAUGCUGACAUAUAUGGACCAUCCAUUCCCACAAUGAUGCAUCUGCAUGAAAAGCCUGAAGUAAGUGAAGACAUGAGGAUGAUUCCAGUUGAGAACCAUGGAGUGCGAUGUAUGUCCAUCGGAUUUCUUGUAGACAAAGAUGCACCAAUCGUUUGGAGAGGUCCUAUGGUAAUGAGUGCUCUUGAGAAGAUGACAAGGGGAGUAGCCUGGGGUAAUCUAGAUGUUCUUGUUGUUGACAUGCCCCCCGGCACUGGUGAUGCUCAACUAUCAAUGUCCCAAAGGCUUCGGUUAUCUGGUGCUUUAAUUGUUUCUACUCCUCAAGACAUUGCUCUAAUUGAUGCUAGAAGAGGAGCAAACAUGUUUCGUAAAGUCCAAGUUCCUAUUCUAGGCUUAGUAGAGAACAUGAGUUGCUUCAAGUGCCCAAAGUGUGGUGAGAAGUCUUACAUUUUUGGGGAAGGUGGAGCUCAGAGAACUGCAGAAGACAUGGAUAUGAAGUUUCUGGGCGAGAUACCUCUUGAAAUUGACAUCCGAACUGGUUCAGACGAAGGCAAACCAAUUGUGAUAUCAUCACCCGACUCUGCAUCGGCGCAAGCCUACCUGCGUGUUGCUGAGAAGGUGACACAGAGACUCAAGGAGUUAGCCGUGGAGCGACUGAUGGGCCCAGAAAUUUCACUUUGAGAAUGUGCCGGCCUACAUGUAUCAUCUUUCUUCGUUUUAUCUCUGUCCAACCAUUUAAGUUUAAAAAAAUCCUUACGGUAAGCCGUGUUCUUACUCAAACAGAUGAGCUCACUGGUUCGGCUGGGAAUUCUUAAAUAAACCUUUGGUACCACGUGUCUUUUGAUAUGUGUGUGUGCGUGUGUGUGCCCCUAGUUUCUGUAUCACGUAUUUCUUGGAGGAAUUGUAGACUGUUUUGCCAACACAUUGAUGUACAAAAUGAUGUCAGCAACCUAGAGAAA